CCCUUUGGGCGCUAGAGGUCUCUGCGCUCUCGCCUCCUCGCUGGCGGGCCGGGCGCGGCCAUUGUUGCUCCGUCUUCCCUCCCAGCCAAGUCGUCGUCCUCCUCCUCCUCCAGAGGGACCCGGCGUGGCGAGGCGGGGAGAGAAAGGCAACCCGCUGGGGAUGGAGGGGGAGAGCACGACGGCGUUGCUGCCGGGCUUCCUCUUCGGCGCCCUCGCUUUCCAACACUUCAGCACCGACGCGGAUUCGGAAGGUUUUCUUCUUGGAGAUGUGAAAGGUGAAGCCAAAAACAGCAUUACCGACUCUCAGAUGGAUGAUGUUGAGGUUGUGUAUACAAUUGAUAUACAAAAGCACAUUCCAUGUUAUCAACUCUUCAGCUUUUACGAUGCAGUUGGAGAACUGAAUAAACCGAUGUUGAAGAAAAUAUUAUCAGGGUGCAAAAAGAAUGUGAUAGGUUGGUACAAGCUCAGGCGCAAUACUGACCAGACAAUGACGUUCCGAGAACAGCUUCUUCAUCAGCACUUACAAUCGCACUUAUCAAAUCUGGAUCUUGUGUUUCUCUUACUCACUUCCAACGUAACCUCUUCAAGCUCAUCCACUUACAAACUUGAAUAUGCCUUGCAUAAGCCCCAAGAGGGGCUUUUUCAGAAAGUGCCAGUAGUUGUAGCCAAUCUAGGAAUGGCAGAACAACAAGGUUAUCGAACUGUAUCUGGUUCCUGUAACUCUUCGGGCCUUUGCAAAGUGAUGGCAGAACACAGGUCAGAAUUCUUUAAUGAAGAUGGGUCUCUAAAAGAGGUUCAUAAGAUUAAUGAAAUGUAUUCUACUUUGCAGACUGAACUAAAGAAUCUGUGCAGUAAAGUAGUAGAUACUGAAAAAUCAGUAGAGAAUCUAUUAUCACAUAUAGACCAACUGAGAAAAGAAAUAAGAAGCAAAAAAGAACAAAAGAAAACUACAGGAAAGGAUAGAAAUUACUCAGAUGAGCCAAAAGAGAAUAUUUUUCUCUGUCAAGCUUUGCAGCACUUUUUCCCAAAUUCUGGGUUGCAGACAAGCACGAUUACGUUAAAAGGAAGGCAGAUUUCUAAGCAGGGAUGCACUGCUGAUCACAACAUCCAAAUCAUGGACCAAUUAACUUUAAUGAUCAAAGAAAGUAAUUUCCCUGAAACAGAAAUGAGGCAGGCGUCAAAGCGAAAAGCCAUUGUGAAUGCAAGCGGGCCAAAGGCAGGCAAAAGAUUACGCCCUUUCCAUCUAAAUCAAAAAGUAUUUCAAGACGACCAGGAAAACAGUGACCAAGAAUUAAAUCUUACGAGUAAUACCAAUGCAACUGAAGAUGGGACACCUUGAUGAGCACACUGUCUUCAACUUUUUAAUUCCUUCCAGUGGAAAUGGGUUUUAGUUGUUGCUAUUCUCAUCUCAUUGGUGUUACUGGUGUUAUUAGCACACUUCAAUACAUGGAAUACUUAAGCCAACAUUGUGGAAAUAAAAUCGGCAUCAUUCUUACAAAGUAGACAAAGGUUCAGGUUGCUUUUCCUCACUAAAUCUUAAAUUGCUUACUGUCUUAGAGGGUACAGCAGAAAACAGCAAAGACCAAUAACCUAUCUGUUGUUUUUAAUAAGAACUUUAUUAAAGAAUGCAAUGGUACUUUCUUUAAAUGGCUUUGAAGUGAAGCGUUGAUCCCAGAAUCAAACACUUUAGUGAAAAAGACCAAUCUAUGAAUUCCAUCCAGUUAUCACUUUACAUUGUGCUUUAAUACUUUGAAUUUCUACAACCAUAUAUUUGAGCUAAAAUGUGUAAGUGAAAUUGAACUUGGGGGAAAUGAGCCCAAGAAAUGUUAAUUCGAAGUAGGGAUACAGUAUCAGUAAAUUAAAAGAUUUUUUUUCUAUACUGCAUCUUAAGUAACUGCUUUCUGAGAAGUUCAAAGGACUGUGUACAGGUUGAAACAAUCAGAUAUUCACUACAAAGAGACACAUUCCUGACAAUGCUACAACUGAUGAGCAAUUUGUUAUCAGAAUGAAUGAAAUAAUACUCUCAUCAUGGACAUAUUGAUAAGCUCAUUUAUUAACAUUCUAAUUAAAAAAAUGGGCUAAGCAUAAUUGAUACAAUUUAUUCUGGAUAUUUAAUAUUACAUAUUUUGGGGUCAUUGCGAAACUUUGGGUCCUUAUGCAUAAUCGACAUAAAUCCUGUAAAACAAUAAUUAGGUUUAAAAAACAAAAUGGUUUUAUAAAUCAUCCAAAGGCAUGACUAUUUUAUAAUACUUACCCACACAUUGGGCUCUUUUAAUAGCUUUUGACAUUUCAUUUUGUUUCUUUGCACAUAAGCCUAAGAAGCAAAGAAAUAGUCAUUUCAAAAUAAAAUUCAAAAAUACUAAUUGCUCAAUUUCAUUUGAGUCUUUGUUUCAAAAAAAAAAAUUAAAAUUAUUUUAAGUAGCUUUUUUAUUUUCUUAUUUUAGAGAACAUGUACUUGGGCCGGUAUAACUCAGAAUGAGUAUAAAAAAAUUAAAAUUUUUAUGUUAAAAGUACUGAAAGGUAUUUCAUGAUUUGGUUUGGAUAUGAGUUGAUGUAAUACUGCUAAAACUGUUUUUUGUACCUACCUGUUAUAUGAUGACCAAAUAUGUGACCAGUGUAUGGAGAAAUAAACUGUGAUAAAAGCUGUUGGAGAAAUAAGUUGGUUCAGUCUUCAAAGCAAUAAAAAAAAAUACUUUUGGUAGCAAA
Messenger RNA from Thamnophis elegans (Western terrestrial garter snake), 2706 nucleotides. RefSeq names its product abraxas 1, BRCA1 A complex subunit (gene ABRAXAS1). Bases 161 to 1339 code for a protein of 392 amino acids. NCBI's taxonomy places the organism in Eukaryota, Metazoa, Chordata, Lepidosauria, Squamata, Natricidae. Gene Ontology annotation, biological process: mitotic spindle assembly; protein K63-linked deubiquitination; attachment of spindle microtubules to kinetochore. The transcript is spliced from 9 exons. Gene Ontology annotation, molecular function: polyubiquitin modification-dependent protein binding; microtubule binding. The record is from RefSeq and is a predicted model, not a curated record. Gene Ontology annotation, cellular component: nucleus.